AUGCGGGAAGCUGAAAGGACGAGACUCUUACACAUCUUCUUCUAUUCCCAGACUCCACAGUCGGUCUGCAGUAAAAGUUGCCUACCUGGAUACAGAAAAGCUCUACUGGAGGGGCAACAGAAAUGCUGCUACUACUGUGUCCCAUGUCCUGAGGGCGAGAUCUCUAACCAGACCGAUAUGGAAGGAUGCCGGCCGUGUCCAGAGGAUCAGUGGUCAAAUGACAGAAGAGACACCUGUAUCCCAAAAAUCAUCGAGUUCCUAUCUUAUGGAGAUACACUGGGGAUAUCUCUUCUUGUCAUUGCUGGAAUGUUCUGUAUUUUCACCAUUAUAAUAUUAGGAAUAUUCAUCACAUACAAAGACACAGCGAUUGUAAAAGCCAAUAACCAGAACCUCAGCUUUACACUUCUCCUCUCACUCCUCCUCUCCUUCCUCUGUCCUCUGUUAUUCAUUGGACGUCCCUCAGAGAUGUCCUGUCUUGUCCGACAAGUGGCUUUUGUCACUAUUUUCACAGUUGCUGUUUCUUCAGUUUUGGCCAAAACAGUCACUGUGGUCUUGGCCUUUAGAGCCAUCAGACCUGACAGGACACUGAGGAGGUGGCUCGGGAGACAUCUCUCCAUAUUUCUUCUGAUCAUCUGCUCUUCCAUUGAGGCUGUGAUCUGUGUUUUCUGGUUGUCUUUGUCUCCACCAUUCCCAGAUUAUAACACUGAGAUAGAGGUUGGGAAGAUAAUCCUACAAUGUAAUGAAGGAUCUGCUAUUGCUUUCUAUGUGGCCAUUGGCUAUAUUGGAUUUCUGGCUGUGUUGAGCUUUAUUGUAGCAUUUUUGGCCAGGAAACUUCCAGACACCUUUAAUGAGGCUCAGUACAUCACCUUCAGCAUGUUGGUCUUCUGCACUGUGUGGAUCUCCUUCAUUCCGGCGUAUCUCAGCACCAAGGGGAAAUACAUGGUGGCCGUGGAGGUCUUCUCUAUUGAGGCUUCCAGUGCUGGACUUCUGUGCUGUAUCUUCAUUUCCAAAUGUUACAUUAUUCUACUGAGACCAGAACUGAAUGCAAAAGGAAAUUUAGUCAUUCAUACUGAAAUUUGCAAAAUAAAAUUUAAAACAAUUAAUUAAAAUGUAACUGUAAAAAAUUGUUACUGUAUUGUACCA
Molecule: messenger RNA, 1143 nt
Organism: Hyla sarda
Lineage: Eukaryota; Metazoa; Chordata; Amphibia; Anura; Hylidae
Product: vomeronasal type-2 receptor 26-like
Exons: 3
Coding region: 1-1107 (368 amino acids)
Biological process (GO): G protein-coupled receptor signaling pathway
Cellular component (GO): membrane
Molecular function (GO): G protein-coupled receptor activity
Source: RefSeq, a predicted model, not a curated record